AUGGCGGACUCCAAGGACGCCGACGCCCCUUCCAGCGGGCCUCCAAAAGGGAACCCUCCUCCAAGAUUCAGACUCAAACCUCUAGAUAUCCCCGUCCUCAAGCAUCUCAGGUCAAAGCGCGUCAUACUUGCCUCCGCCUCACCACGUAGAAAAGCACUCCUGGGUCAAGUCGGCCUCGUCAACCUCGACAUCAUCCCCUCCACCAAACCCGAAAACGUCGACAAAAAAUCCCACACCCCCGCCGAAUACGUAACCGCCACCGCCAUCCAAAAAUGCCUCGACGUCUACGAGCUCGCCGUACAAUCCCAGCCCGAAACCCGCGACGACGCCACUGAACCCCGGCCGGACCCGUCCCUCGUCAUCUCCGCCGACACCAUCGUCGUCUCGCGCGACGGCCGCAUCCUCGAGAAACCCCGCGAUCGCGCCGACCACAUCCGCAUGCUUCGCCACCUGCGCGAUACGCGCGUGCAUAGCGUCUUGACCGCCGUGUGCGCCAUAGCGCCCCGGGAGGAUGCGCAGUAUCCGGGGUACGUGAUGGAGACGCAUACGGAGGAGACCAAGGUUUAUUUUGCGAGGGAGUCGGAUGGGUUGCCGGAUGAUGUUAUUGAGGCGUAUGUUUCGACGGGGGAGGGCGUUGAUAAGGCGGGGGGUUAUGCGGUGCAGGGGAUUGGGGGCAUGUUGUUGGUUGAAAAGGUGGAGGGGAGUGUAGAUAAUGUUGUGGGGUUGCCGGUUAGGCAGUGUCUUGCGCUUGCUGAGAAGGUCAUCUUUAGACAGGACGGGGAGUCGGAGGGUGAGGACGAGUGA
This is a messenger RNA of Scedosporium apiospermum, 804 nucleotides long. Its product is annotated as Maf-like protein C3G6.03c. Bases 1 to 804 code for a protein of 267 amino acids. NCBI's taxonomy places the organism in Eukaryota, Fungi, Ascomycota, Sordariomycetes, Microascales, Microascaceae. The transcript has 2 exons. The record is from RefSeq and is a predicted model, not a curated record. Gene Ontology annotation, molecular function: nucleoside triphosphate diphosphatase activity.